GUGUGUGAGGAGCAGAAAUGUGAGGAAGAGGUGUUCCCUCUGGCUAUGAACUACAUGGACCGCUUCCUGUCUGUGGAGCCCACCAGGAAGAGCCACCUGCAGCUGCUGGGAGCUGCCUGUAUGUUCCUGGCGUCCAAACUGAAGGAAACGAUCCCGCUGACUGCUGAGAAACUCUGCAUCUACACAGACAACUCCAUCACGCCUUCACAGCUGCUGCAAAUGGAGCUGCUGGUUUUGAACAAGCUGAAGUGGGACCUGGCUUCAGUAACCCCUCUGGACUUCAUCGACCACUUUCUGUCUCAGCUGCCUGUCCGGAGAGAGAACCGGCCCAUC
Messenger RNA from Plectropomus leopardus (leopard coralgrouper), 333 nucleotides. NCBI's taxonomy places the organism in Eukaryota, Metazoa, Chordata, Actinopteri, Perciformes, Serranidae. The record is from RefSeq and is a predicted model, not a curated record.